AUUUAAGUAGCUCUAAUUAUGUUAUUAUUUGUUAUAAAAAUAAGAAAACCUAAACAUUAGUGUUUUUUUACUUUAAUACAAAAUACUAAACUAUUGUGUACUAAUUGCCAAAAAGCAACAGCAGAAACAGAUUGUUCAGAUUAGACUGUUGAAACACUUGAGAGAUAAACUUUGAUAUGAAAGUGCUUUAAUAUUAUGCACUUGAAAAGUGUCUUGAAAAAGAUUUUGAACUUGUUUCAAAAUCCAUCAGUUAAGUUUACAAAACCUGAGGUUAAAGCUACUGGUUUACAACACAUGCGUGAACAAAUAUCCGUGAAGAGCAUGUUUGCGGCUUCAAGUUACCAGUUUACAAGAUCAGUUGGCAGAAAUACAUUACACCCUGUGCCGUCAAUAGAUGAAAAGGACAAUGUCAAGCCUUUCCAGUUGGUUGUUAAGACGAGGAAAAGACGAUUCAUUUUCUUUGAGAAAGCAAACUUCAGCCCCACAGAAUUUCAGUUAACAGAUGUAAUGGUUGACACUGAGCCCAUGAAGACAGGACCUGUAGAAAGCCAGCUAAUGUCGGAUUUCAACAGGACCACCAAGCUGUCAUUAAAGGGCAAAUUUGGAGCACAACUGAGCAAGGAAAUAGUUGAUGCUGAAUUGGAGGCUUCAGACACAAUCUCUCUUAACAUCAAGUUUGGUGAGGUAACAAAAUAUGAAGUAAAAGAACCUGAACUUCUCUCCGAAUUGUCAAAAAGAAAUAUCAACAUGGAUCAUCCUUAUAUACGUCAGAUACAGAUGGACAGUCAUAAAUCAUUAUGUUUGAUAACUGGUGUUGCUUGUCUUAAAAAUGGUGGCACUAUACACAGAGAAACAGAUAUUGAUACAGAAGCAAGCCUUAAAGCCUCGUUUAUAAAAGGUGCUGAAGUCUCUUCAGGUUUUACGUCUGAAAGAGAUCGUGACAUCGGCCUCGCUCCACUAACACCAGUGGCAUUUAAUGUACAUGAGCUGAACGUUGAUAAGAGAACUGGAGCGCUGGAGUUAGUGCUUGCUAAAGGACGUUAUGGAGGGUUCAGGGACAGGAUUGGGUAUGACGAGGUCGAUGCCUUACCUGGUGACGUGGUAAACACUGAUGCGGGGGCUGAGAUGAAGAAACAGAUUGAAAUUGACUUGGACUAUCCAAAGAAAGUUUUUGCCCCUCUGUUUGAACUGACAGCAGCUGACAGAACCAAGUUAAAUAGCUUGUUAUUACAGUUGAUGUCUGUGCCACGAGAUAUGGUUGUUCUCUCAGACCUUUUGGAUGAUGUUGGCAGAGGUAAACAACUUCAAUUCAAGAUGGAUGACCUAAAAGGGAAAUUUCUAUCAUCAGAUGAAUCCUGGACUGAAAUCCUGAAAUUUGCUGGCUUCCAAGUAAAAGAUGGCCAUUUGUCUCACUCGGACAAACCAAGCACGAUGUUUCACGCUAUUGAGGAAUAUUUCGAUGCCGCAAGUAUGUUGGAUGAUGACAUGUUUGACCUGAUUAAACAAUUUUCGCCACAAACAGCUGACGCCAUGCUUACAGUGCUGUAUAAGGGUAUUAAAGGGAAAGAUGUCAGUGAUCCAGUCAUUGUUCAAGCUUGCCUCGGAGAUUCUACCUGUAUUAAAAUAUUGCUGGAUCUACAGUAUAGUAUACAAGGUGAAAUGCUCAAGGCUCCGGAACACCUUGUUUAUAUUAUUGAUGAAGUGUAUUGGGUUAUAUAUGCAUUGUAUGGUAAUGAUAAGAAUAGACAAUGAGAAGAGAAGAAUUGUAACAGUGGUAUAGUGAAUGUUUAAAGGAAUACACAGGCAAAAGAAUGACAAAAAGAUUAAUUUGGUCUUGUUUACUCAAAUCACAUUUUAAAUGAAAUGAAAGUCCAAUCACGUUUUAUCUAUAUAAAUAAUAUAUUAAUAAGGUUUUGAAUUUAAAUUAUAUGAACGUAUGUUAAAGGAAAUUGAAAUGCAGAUGGAAUCAUGCAGUUAUUUUACAAAACAUGGGGUGGCUUUAUUAUAUAGAGAUUAAAUGUAUUGUAAAUUUAUUAUUUUUUCCUUUUGGUUAUUACAGUUAGGUUGUACUUUAUAUGAGUCGCGUCACGACAAAACCAAUAUAGUAUGUUUGUGACCAGCAUCCGCGCAGUCUGGUCUGGAUCCAUGCUGGUCGCAAACGCUCUAUGUUAGUUUUGUUGUGACGCGGCUCAUAUAAUUUUUUUUGUAGAAAUUGAGAUAUAUCAUGUAUUUCAUUAUAGUAUAGUUUAAAAAAAUGUAUAGUCUGUUUCAAAGCUUAUUUUUCAAAUAGUAUAGUUUUGAAAAUGUAUAGUCUCUUUCAAAACUUAUUUUCAAAUAGUAUAGUUUUGAAAAUGUAUAGUCUGUUUCAAAGCUUAUUUUUCAAAUUGUAUAGUUUUGCAAAUGUAUAGUCUGUUUCAAACUUUAUUUUUCAAAUAGUAUAGUUUUGAAAAUGUAUAGUCUGUUUCAAAGCUUAUUUUUGUAUGAGAAAGUUUAUUAUGUAUGAAAAUACUUUGCCACGGAUGUCAUAUGUGGCCGAUGUACUUGUAUUUAUUGUAAAUAUGUCAUCUCAUGGACAAGUCUGGUCUACUGGCUUUGUGAAAUUAAGAUUUUCAUGUUGCAUGUCAGCAGAUGAUUAGUCAGUAUUAAAAAAAAAAAAAAAAAAAAAAAAAAAAAUUUAAAAAAAAAAAAAAAAAAAUUAUUGUGUAUGAAAAUGUAUAAAUAUCUACAAUCUAUGCAAUGCCUUUCAUGCAAUGUAAUGUCACUGAUUAAUAUACAAUAUAGUAUGGUGUAUGAUUAUAAUUUUGCUAUUUUUGUAACCAUAUUUUUACCCUGUAACUAACAGCUAGAAAAAAUUUGUUGUUUUUCUUACUUUUCUUUUUUUUCCUUUUUUUUCUUUUUUCCCCAUAUUUUGACACAUUUGAUAAUAUAUCUAUACAUGCUAUGUAUAUAAUGCUCUUUUUUGGCUAAGAUUUACAUUAUUUGCUUAAUUGACAUUUUGCAUAUUUUUUUUUGUACUAGUUAAAACUUAAAUUUGCUGCUGAAAUUUAAAAACAACAACAACAGUAUUUACACAUAAAUCCAGGGACUAGAUAUAGAUCUGUUUGAAUAUGUAAUUAUCAGGAAUUGUAAUGCCAAAAUAUAAAUGAUAUCAGUUAGUUUUUACUCAGUAAUACUGAGUUUUGUCACACUAUAUAUCUGGACUGGUUUACUUGUAUUUAUACACGUGAAAAUGUGCUAUAUACCCUUGUUACAUGAGCUCGGAUGAUUUAUUUUUAUAUCAAUUUAUUUUUGAACUAUAUUUGAUCUUUUUUUAGGAAAAAUUAAUUAAGAAUUAAUAAAAAGUAUAUUUUAACUAAUUUUAGAUUCAUUGAGUUCGAUUUUUCCUGCCAAAAUUUGAUUGUUCAUGUAAACUUUAUUAUUAUAAUUAUUUUCUUUUGUAAAAUUGGAAUGUUGCGAUAUGAUCUAUACUGUGUCGCUGUUACGUAAAACCAAAAACAUACAAAAAAAACAACAAAAAUCUAUGUUAGUUGUAAACAUCCCUCAUAAUUGGUUAUAUAAUUAGGCAAAAAUAUAUAUAUAAUUAUAUAUCACAUACAUGUACAUGUAAAACAUGACCCAGAAGUGUAAUAAAGCCACUUAAUAAAAACGAUUUUACACUAGUGUAAGAACACUGAUGUGACAUCAUUUGUAUUAAAGUAAAUGUCACAUUGUAGGUGCGUCAACGAAAAAUGACUCUUUGUUUUAAAUAUAAAUCAUUCUUAUUUUGAAUAUGUGAUACAUAGAAUAUUAUAUUCGUGUAGAUUCAAUACUAAUUUUUUUGAACUUGUUGAAUACAACCAGAGGCUCGCCAUAAUAUAAUUUUAUUCAACAUAUUCACUUAAUUAAGUAUUAAUUUUCACUCAUUCAGUAUGAUCUAUAAAUGAUCCGCGUCAUGACAAAACCAACAUGGUGCAUUUGCGACCAGCAUGGAUCCAGACCAGCCUGCACAUCCACGCAGUCUGAUCAGGAUCCAUGCUGUUCGCUUACAACUCCAUAACAAGUAGAGAAACUGAUAGCGAACAGCAUGGAUCCUGAUCAGACUGCGCGGAUGCGCAGGCUGGUCUGGAUCCAUGCUAGUCGCAAACCCAUUAUGUUGGUUUUGUCAUGACGCGGCUCAUAUAUUUAAAAGUUGAUGGAAAAUUUGUGAACAGUAUGCAAGCAUCAGUAAAGUGCUAAAAUGUUAGUGGUUCUUUAUUCUGUAAUAGAAAUUAAUGUGCCAAUAAAAUGUAUGCAGCAUAAAAUGCUAAUAGAUUAAAAUCUAUGUACAAUUGCAGUAUAUCUAAAUUGCAAAGCGCAAUGUGCAAAAAGAUUAAAAAAAUUUUUAAAAAAGACCCUUCUUGUGUAGAAUUGACGGAAAGUUUUAUACUUGACAUUUCGUGUGUAUCUCUUCUAUGUACGAAAUAGACCUGUGUUAAUAGGUAUAAUUUAAGGAUUGUCUUUAUAGAACAUAUAGAUGAAUAGAAUCAACAUUAUUCCAGAGUGCCAGUCUUCAAUCAUUAUUGGCUGGACUACCGCCUCCGUGGUCGAGGGGUAAGAGUCAAUGACUCCUAAUCCAGUUACCUCUUUGGCGUGGGUUCGUUCCCCGGGAGAUGCUUUGGUAGUUUAGCGUGUAGGAAGGUAGUCUAGUACUGGUGUAACUCUCCAGGGCUUUCAUUUGUUCAAAUAAAAGCCCUGGGGUAAAAAUUGGCCUGCCCUAGGGGGUCACUGAUUUUCAUUAUUUUGUAUAGAGUAAAAAUUUAAUAAUCUUCCUUUAAAAAACCAAAAAAAAAUUGAGUUUAGAUACUAAGCAGGAAAUAUUUUCUAGUUAGUGUCUACCAGGUUUGAAUAAAUAAGAGCCCUGGGGUCAAAAUUGGCCCCUCCCCGGGGGGGGGGGGGCAGAGGUCAUUAGUUUUUCCUAUAUGUAUAUAGUAAAAACUUUAAAAAAAUCUUCUUAUAAAAAACCCAAAGAGUUAAAGCUUAGAUAUUUAUCAUGAAACGUCUUCUAAUGGCUGUCUACCAAGUUUGUUCAAAUUAAAGUCCCUGGUUUAAAAUUGGCAUUGGCCCAGGGGCCUAUAUACAGGUGAGAGAUUUGAGGGCCAUUAUGGCCCUCUUGUUUCUUUUGUUAGGUCCUCUUUGGCCUUCCUUUUCAGUUUAGCCCACUUUCAAUGCAAGGUUGCUCUGCCCCAGAUCAGUUAUCUUGCAACUGAUGUCUUUUCAAAUUUCAGACUUUCAGCCCAGAUAACCUAUAAAAACCUUUAUAACUUAUAAUACAUGUACCUAAAAUAUUAUGGAUUGUUGAAUGUUAAAGUGUUGAACAUGUAUAUUUUAUUUGCAAUCUUUUGUAAUUUGUUUAACCACUAUCAACAUAUAUAUGAUCUCCAGCUUAACCCAUGUGUAAUGUUUCAAACAUCAAGGGUUGGCUGCAAUAUUGCAGUAAAUGAUAUGAAAUAAAGAAGGACUUACAACAGUCUUGCUGUAAACCAUAUCAUCACUACAAUAUUGUUUUUGUUAAGACUUGUGUUCUGUAUUUUAAACUAUUAGCUAAAUUUAUGUUAUCUAACUUCAUUGACUGAGAUUAUAGUACAUUUACCCAUGUUAUCAUUUUAUUGAAUGGUUUCAUUAAUAGUGAAAUACACAUAUUACAAAAUAUGUUUUCAGUCCUGGACUAAAAAUCACAUGUGUUUUCAAUCCAGGACUAAAAAUUACAUGAAGUGUUUUCAGUCCCGGCUAAAAUUACAUAAUGUGUUUUCAGUUGUGGACUAAAAUUACAUAAUGUGUUUUCAGUCCUGGCAUUAAAUUACAUAAUGUUUUUUUCAGUCCUGGACUGUAUUAGAUAAUGGAUUUUAGGUGUGCCAUAUAGGGACAUAAAAUUUACAUAAUUUCUUUUCAGUCCUGGACUUAAAUUACAUAAUGUGUUUUCAGUUGUAAUAAAAGAACAAAUUUUUUAUUGUACAUUUAUACUUGUAGUUACAUGUCCCAGUUCAAACAAAUUCUGCCAUUGAUGUGUUAGUUUAGAUGUUAUCUAUUUAUAAGAUUUUCAGCCGUGUCCCAAUAUGGCCGACUUCUGUAUGAAAGAGUUAGGACUAUAUUUAACAAUGGAUUUUAGGUAUGCCAUAUAGGGAUAUCAUGACACUCUUGUUUUUAAACAUAUUUAAUAAGCAUCUUAGGGCACUCGUGACUUUCUUGCUAUUAAGUGGAAAACAAUUGACUAUUUGAUUCGUGUUUAAUUAUGUGUUAACUGCGGUCUGUAGUAGAUUGAUAACAGUGAGUGCCUUCUUUAUUGCAGAAUUACAAAUAUAAUUGUUGGUAACAAGGUGCUUAUGACUAUUUUUGUGAUACUGUUGAAAUUAAAACAUGUAUACUUAAACUGUUAUUUCCUUUUACAUUGUUUUAAGAUUACUUUUGUUAUUGUAUUAUAAACAUGAAGUCAACUUCCAGAUUUAUUUGUAACAUCUCUAGGAAGUUGGUUUUAAUACUUAAAUUAUUUAAUACUUAAAUACUUAAAACUGUAAUACAUGUACUUGAAACCAUUUGAGCCGCGUCAUGACAAAACCAACAUAGUGCGUUAACUUUGUGCAGUCUGAUCAGGAUCCAUGCUGUUCGCUUUCAGUUUCUCUACUUGUAAAAGGGUUGGUAAGUGAACAGCAUGGAUCCUGAUCAGACUGCACGAAUGCCCAGUCUGGAUCCAUGCUGGGCGCAAACACAUUAUGUUGCUUUUGUCAUGAUGCGGCUCAUUUUAUUAAAAUAUAUAGGUUACGCAAUAGCUCAAUUGGUUAGACCACUGACUGUCUCUCCUGAGGUUCCGGGUUCGAUCCUGGGUAACACCCUUGGGAUUUUUCAGAGACACUUUCAGUGUUUCCCACAUACCUAGAGGUUUACUGGUAAGAAACCCAGUUAAUCCUCGCAUGUAUCAGUGCUAUUCAAUAAGAGCUAUGGACUUGUUCCCAGACUCCCUUGUAACUCCUAGCUGUAUCUAGAGUCUGCUGAGGUAAGGACCCUACUGGAAAUAAGUGCUUGCACUUUCGGAGGUUAUCCUUGACCGCCCGGUCUAAAGAAAAUCAAUCAAUCAAUCAAAUAUCUUAAUGCAGUUGUUCACAUAGGAACAAUGAUUUGUUUUGACUAGAGAUGUUUAUUCCCUAUGUCUUAUUUUGAGUGACAUUUCUUCAUUAAAAUAAAACUUCUGUUUUUUUA
This is a messenger RNA of Ruditapes philippinarum (Manila clam), 7209 nucleotides long. RefSeq lists its product as uncharacterized. The record is from RefSeq and is a predicted model, not a curated record. Bases 196 to 1752 code for a protein of 518 amino acids. NCBI's taxonomy places the organism in Eukaryota, Metazoa, Mollusca, Bivalvia, Venerida, Veneridae. Gene Ontology annotation, biological process: programmed cell death. Gene Ontology annotation, cellular component: cytoplasm. The transcript has 11 exons.